ACAAUACCCCGCGACAAUCGGUAGUCAAACACGCCUUUGGACUGACGUGCAGAUAGUGAUAGAAAGAAAACCGAACUAUGAGCGAGAAGAAGAAGCCGCGGGCUAUGUCCAUCACCAAGGGCCUCGGUGUGCCAUCCGCCAACGACUCGGGGAUGGGGGGCAGGAAGAAAUCCCUGUCCCGUGUCAGUAGCAGUGUUUCACAGUCCGACGCAGGGCGGGGGAGAGGAAAAAAGAAGAAGCAUGCACUUUUGGAAGAAGAGCCCGCCACGCCUGAACAAGUCAAGAAGGCGAUGAGGGAUCAGAUGCUGGCUCAAUUGAAGGCUGCCCCUGGCUUGGAUAAGCUGAGAAAAGAGAUGAUCCAGCACGAUGUGUUGCGGGAGAAGAAGGCGAAAUUGGUCAGGUUCACAGUGAGGAGGAUCAACCCCAACUACAGGAAGAGGAUGUCGGUGGCGGUGGCGGUGCCAGCCCCGAGUGACGUCAAGGCGGUCCCACUCACGUUGCCAGCGCAUGAGGGUCCCCGGCUUGAUAAAAGUGGGCGUGUCGUACCGCACAGCAUUCUGGGAAGUGUGGAGAUGUAUAUUGCGGAAGCGCAGAGGCGGGGAGUGGCGCACGUGGUGACGUCGAAUAAGCCGCUUGUCCGGUUCACGUCCGAGGCACCAAAGGUCAUCCCUGCCAACAGAUACCACCUCAUCAAGCCCCGACCUCUUCCGAAUGUAGAAGAGGUUCGCGCGCAGCAGUACUGGCGAGACAUGCUGGUUGACAGAGAACGCCAGAGGGCAAAUAUCAUUGCGAUCACAGGAAGGGAGCCCUCGGAAGUGAUCAUGGGAGACUCCAGGACCUGCAGCAAGCGGAGAUUGUUGCGAUGGGAGGGAACCCUUGAUGGCGUACUGGCGACAGGAACCAGAGGAACAGGAUUCUGGGGGCAGCCGGAUGUUCUGGGAGAUGAGGAUAUGGGGCUUUUCACAAGCCUCACCCGGUCACAGAGAGGAUACAGGCGGGUGACCGACUUCCCGAGUGUGUCGGAAGCUAUGCAAAGGGAGAACGGUUGCGUCCCGCCCAAGACCAACAGAAUCACGCUCGAUCCUAUCCCCAAUGUCCCAAGGUUUCAGGAGAUCUGUACAACAGGUCGUGGAUUUCACACCACCACUAAAGUUGAGUGCGGAACACAGACAAGUCAUUACAGUCCACCACCUCCACAAGCACCGAUUACGCAAGCGACAGCGAAAUCUUUCCCAAGUCUUAGAUUUGCCGGCCAUAGUGUCACGUGGUGCGAUGACGUCAUCGAGGGGACUGUUGUGAAGGCUGAAAUGGGGUUAGAGUGUUUUGCUGGAGACAGAGAUGACUCCACUCUCGAAGUGACCAAUACUGGUCAAACAGCUGUCGCUUAUGACUGGAAGAGGCUGCCAGGGGAGGACCCCUUCUGUUUAAAGAGGGACGCGGUCCAGAGGUUUUAUUUUGAUCAUAGCUAUGGUAUUAUACUGCCGGGCGAGACGAAGCACAUAGCUACCUCCUUCAAGAGUCCCGGGCCUGGAGUGUACACGGAGGCGUGGGGGUUCGAGACCACCCCCAGGCUGUGUGGGGGAGGGCGUGUCCUCCUGACUAUCUGGGGCAUCGCCAGGGACAGGGACGUCAACAGGCACGAGAGACACACCAUUGAGAAACGUCUCUCGCACAACCAGGCAGUAUCAGUCUGUCAGCGCAUCCUUCACGAGGUCAUCAGCUGCAUAAAUAGUCUGACACCGGAAGAGAGCAAUAGGCGCCGGAAGUCCUACACAUGGGUGUUUGAGGAUGCGCCAAGAGUAAAUGAUCACUUCGAGGCUUUGAACCCUGGGUUCUUCUAUCACAGCCAUGUUGUAAGGGACCUGCUACUGUUGAACCCUGACUCUGGCCAAGGGGAGUCGGAGUCCGACGUGUCCAGUGAUAUGGAAACAGUGCACAUAGUCUCAUUGGCUACACUAAAGAAGAACCUAGAGGACCUCCCAGAAGAUAACACAGAGAGGAAUGGCCUUCUGAACAGGUUCACCAAGUCGGUCAACAAACUGACAUUCUCCGUUCAGAGACCAGUAUCUGCAGAGGGAUUCUACUUUUGCCGCUGCCUUUGGAGUAUGACAAUAGAUGACAUGGUGACGCGCUCCCUCCGACUCAGAGACAAGCUGGGUAUAUCAUCAGAGGAAAACAUGCCGGAAGUGAUGGUUGGUCGCAUCAAGAGCCUAAGCAAACUUAUCAAGGGAAAAAGAAAAAUCAUGGGUCAAGAUGCACCAGAGGAAAAACCAUCAGCCAAAGAAAAGCCAGCAGCCGUGUCUUCACAGAAUCGUCGGAAGUCGAUCCCAGCCAAAUCUGUCACACAACAAACUGCUAUCUCAAAGGCCAAAGAACAGGUCCAGCAGGUCCAGCAGGUCAAACAGGUCCAGCAGGUCCAGCAGGUCGAGCAGGUCAAGCAGGUCCAGCAGGUCAAACAGGUCCAGCAGGUCGAGGUGGUCCAGCAGUUCAAACGUCACCGCCGCCGCUACAAGAAAUACAGAGAGAAGCUUCAUUGUGAGAUGUACGGCCUCCUUGUAAAUAUGGCUGACCGAUUGGGCGGGUACCUGUCCAGUCUGGACGCACCCCGAACCAGCGUCCUCAAGACGUAGGAUGGACUCUCCCAUUGACCAAUACACUUUGGACCUCUGCCGCCAUCAUUAAGAUCAUCACUAUUCAUGCAUUAAACAAGUCAGAGCCAUAAUUAUUCCUUUUUCGACAUUCAUUUUCUCACUGAUACUUUCUUAAGCAUUAACACUUUUAUGGAUAUUGUCAGAAUAGUAUUGUUGAAUGCAUGUAUUUCAUAUUGGUUUCGUUAUUAGUGUAAAAGUAAAUGGGAUAUUUACCCUGAUGGAAGAACAUGUUGAUUUUGUGAUGUUACAGUGUCAACCAUUAUGCAUAUCUUGAACAGUCAAUGUGUAAAAUGACUGAACUUUUCACAUAGGCAAUUUAUAAAACGCCUAACUAUUUAAUAAAAUAAUUCCAAACUUUUUUAUGUCGAUUUUUAUCAUCCAGUGACUGAAAAGGGUUAAGAUUAAAAUGAAACGAAAGUCAAUGUAUAUUUUUCCAAACCUUGUCUCUAAUCCUAGCAAAAUAAGUCGAUUGUGAUGAUUGAACUUCUUAAUAAUUGACAGUCAAUCAGUUAAAUAAAUGGACUGAUUUUUCAGUUAGUAUGUAAAUUGAGGACGCCUAAGUUUUUUACACAUUUUACACAUUGACUGUAACAUUUCCAUAAGCUUAUUUUUUCAAAGUCUUUAACUUAAACCAUGUAUUUCACAUGUAAAAUAAUAUAAUGUCAUAAUUCAAAAGCAAUACAUUAUUAAUUUAUGCAAAUUUGUUGAUAAUGCUACCAAUGUUUUAUGUUAACAAGUCAAGUUUCCUUACUGUUAUAAUAUAACUGUUUUUUAAGUCAUCAAUAAACGUCAUCACAUAGU
This is a messenger RNA of Haliotis rufescens (red abalone), 3452 nucleotides long. Its product is annotated as MYCBP-associated protein-like. The coding region runs from base 78 to 2630 and encodes 850 amino acids. The transcript is spliced from 21 exons. Lineage: Eukaryota; Metazoa; Mollusca; Gastropoda; Lepetellida; Haliotidae. The record is from RefSeq and is a predicted model, not a curated record.